AGAUGUACUCUUUUUAGCCAGUCAAUAUGAAUCUGCGAACACGUCUUAUGACGAAAGAAAAAACUAAAGAAAGAAAGACCUUUCUAAAAGUCGCCUUAAACAAAUAAUAAAUAUCUUUUCUUUGAAAUGUUGAAUUCUUUGAUCCGUUCUACCCUGGUAAACCUCAUCACUCUAUUAUCUUGUUCUGAGAAGAAAAGCAUUACAAAGCUUCAAUCAGCUAUCUUAUACAAUUCUCCAUAAGAGGAGGAGGAGAAGAAAGAAUUUUACUACAAAGGUUUGAUUUGGAGCGUUCUGUUCAUUUUUGUGCAUGCGGACAGCGUGUCACGUACGUUAAUUUCUUCUCUGUAAAUUCCCAAAGCUGUUUUCGAGGAGGACAAGGAAUUACUCACUUCUCUGGAUGUUUUUUCAUGCGGCCUUGUUGAGGAAUUUCUUUUUUCUAUCCAAAUCUGGUUUUUAAGGACAUCAAGAAUUUAAGCCAGUGAAAGAAUGGAAAAUGUUCUUGGCAAAGCAAGAUUGCGUUUUAAUGUGGAAGUGUUACUUGUGCUCUUAAUAGUGAUGAUGGGUGGAGGGGUAUUAGGCCUGUUUGUUGUUGAGAAUAACAGCAUACUUGUCAUAUCUCCAGAUUCUCUGAAAGGAAAGAAGGACGGUGCUAUUGGGAAUUUCGGAGUUCCAAAGUAUGGAGGGUCUAUGAUUGGGAACGUGAUAUAUCCAGAGAAAGGAGCAUCUGCCUGCACUUCCUUUGAAGAAUUGGGGGUGUCAUUCAACCAGUAUAAAUCCUCACCAACUCCUCUAAUUCUUUUGGUGAACAGGGGAGAAUGCUAUUUUGCAAAGAAGGCAUGGAAUGCACAAAAUGGCGGUGCUGCUGCUGUUCUUGUUGCAGAUGACCGUGAGGAGCCUCUAAAUAGCAUGGAUUCUCCUGAAGAUGGCAAAGGAUCUGAUGAGUAUCUUGAUAAGAUUUCGAUUCCAUCUGUGUUGAUUGAGAAAUCUUUUGGAGAUGACUUGAAAAAUACUUUGGGAAAGGGUGAAAAGGUAAUCGUCAAGCUUGAUUGGACUGAACCCAUGCCUCAUCCUGAUAAACGUCUAGAGUAUGAGUUCUGGACAAACAGCAAUGAUGAGUGUGGAACCAAAUGUGAUGAUCAGAUAGACUUUGUGAGAAACUUCAAGGGCCAUGCCCAAAUAUUAGAAAAGAGUGGUUUUACUCAAUUUAAUCCACAUUAUAUAACAUGGUACUGCCCCAAAGCCUAUAUCUUGAGUAAAGAGUGUGUAUCACAAUGCAUCAAUCAUGGAAGGUAUUGUGCUCCAGAUCCAGAAAAGAACUUCACUGAAGGUUAUGAUGGAAAGGAUGUUGUUAUAGAAAACCUCAGGCAGCUUUGUGUCUUCAGGGUUGCUAACGAAAGUAAUAAACCUUGGGUUUGGUGGGACUAUGUUAUAGACUUCCACACUAGGUGCCCUAUGAAAGAUAAGAAAUACAAUAAAGACUGUGCUGAGAGCAUCAUCAAAUCUUUAGGCUUGUUCACAGACAAGGUCCAGGAAUGCAUGGGCGACCCACAAGCUGAUGCAGAAAACCCUGUACUAAAGUCAGAACAAGAUAUGCAGAACGGACAUGGCCCUCAUGCUGGUGUAACUUCCCUGCCAACUCUGCUCAUUAACAAUGUGCAGUACCGAGGCAAACUGGAGAGAACUGCUGUAUUGAAGGCUAUAUGUGCACUAUUUAAAGAAUCCACUGAGCCACCAAUUUGUUUGAGUGGAGAUAUAGAGACAAAUGAAUGCCUGACAAAUAAUGGUGGCUGCUGGCAAAACACGGAGGCUAGUAUAACUGCUUGCAAGGAUACCUUCAGGGGCAGAAUAUGCGAAUGCCCCCUAGUGUCUGGAGUUCAGUUUCAAGGAGAUGGCUAUUCACAUUGUGAAGCCAUUGGAGUAGGUCGUUGUAGGAUUGAAAAUGGAGGUUGCUGGUCAGAAACUAAAAAUGAUGAAACAUUUUCUGCAUGCUCGGAAUCUCAAUUCAGUGGUUGUCACUGUCCUACUGGCUUCCAUGGUGAUGGGCACAAGUGUGAAGAUAUCGAUGAAUGCAAAGAAGGAGCUGCUUGUCAGUGCAGUGAUUGUACAUGCAAGAACAAAUGGGGAGGAUUUGAUUGCAAAUGUAAGGGAGAUCUUUUAUACCUCGCAGAACAGGAUACAUGCAUUGUAAAAAAUGCUUCAAGAUUUGACUGGUUCUUGACACUUAUUGCUCUAGCUGGUUUAGUGGGUAUUGUUGGUGCUGGUUAUGUGUUUUACAAGUAUAGACUUCGGUCAUAUGUGGAUACUGAAGUCAAGGCUGUCAUGUCCCAAUAUAUGACAGUGGAUAAUCAAACUGAGGAUCAACAACCUCUACAACAAAAUUCAGUUUGAAACGUGGUCUUUUUACCCUGAUGAGCUUUGGUACAGUUCAUAUUUGAAAGAGGACUUCAUUCAAGUGAGAAAGAAUAUGGAACUGACGUAGGCAUGAUGUUUUACUUACCACUGGAUUAUUUCUGCUACCUUGUUUAGCACUCAAUUCAAAUUUGAUUAGUUGUUUGUCUUCUUGUUGAUUGACUCAUUCAUAUGGGUAUUCAGUGCUGUUCUAUUUCCCUUACCGACGAAUCAGUUCCAGUUUUUGAAUCAAAUGUUAAAGAGAGUUAUUACAAAUAAGCAGGCAGAAGCUUUUGUCUAGAAAUGUAGUUGAUAGUCAUACCAAGGCCUCUGGGUUGAAUGUAAUAAUUGAGAAUCUAGUUAUGCAUGGUCAAACACACCUGGAUGUAAAAUGAUCAAAUUAUCAAUGAGAUUGAAUAAUUGUUUA
Molecule: messenger RNA, 2815 nt
Organism: Cryptomeria japonica (Japanese cedar)
Lineage: Eukaryota; Viridiplantae; Streptophyta; Pinopsida; Cupressales; Cupressaceae
Product: vacuolar-sorting receptor 6
Exons: 14
Coding region: 487-2388 (633 amino acids)
Molecular function (GO): calcium ion binding
Source: RefSeq, a predicted model, not a curated record